Molecule: messenger RNA, 1646 nt
Organism: Medicago truncatula (barrel medic)
Lineage: Eukaryota; Viridiplantae; Streptophyta; Magnoliopsida; Fabales; Fabaceae
Product: omega-hydroxypalmitate O-feruloyl transferase
Exons: 3
Coding region: 177-1484 (435 amino acids)
Molecular function (GO): acyltransferase activity, transferring groups other than amino-acyl groups
Source: RefSeq, a predicted model, not a curated record
UGCAUGGUAUGACCCAUUUAAUCCUUUCUCCCAUCUCUUCCUAGUUCCUAUAUAUAUAAUUAACCUCUAUGACCCUAGAACCAAAUUAAAAUACAAACACAAAUAAUUACAUCCUUCAUAAUAUUUUCUGCUACCGAACAUUUCAAGCACCGCACAUUUAGGUUAUUACGUGAUCAAUGGCAAGUACAAACAUCUCUACAAUUGAUGAACUGCAUGUGACUCAAGGAGAACCGAUUCGAGUUCAACCCGCGGAAGAAACAGAAAAGGGACUCUACUUUCUUUCAAACCUUGACCAAAAUAUUGCAGUUCCAAUGCGCACAAUUUAUUGCUUUAAAUCAGAAUCUAGAGGAAAUGAAGAAGCUGCACAUGUGAUCAAGGAUGCUUUGUCAAAGAUUCUUGUCCCUUAUUACCCUAUGGCAGGAAAGUUGAUUAUAAGCACAGAAGGGAAGUUGAUAGUGGAUAACACUGGGGAAGGUGCAGUUUUUGUUGAAGCUGAAUCAGAUUGUGAUAUAGAUAAAGUUGGCGACUUAACAAAACCAGACCCUCAUAGGCUUGGGAAAUUGGUUUAUGAUACCCCAGGUGCUAAGAACAUAUUAGAGAUGCCUCUUAUGACAGUUCAGGUGACAAAGUUCAAAUGUGGAGGAUUCACAUUGGGACUGAACAUGAUCCAUUGCAUGAAAGAUGGACUAUGUGCUAUGGAGUUUGUGAAUGCAUGGGCUGAAACAGCUAGAGGUUUAGACUUAAAGACUCCACCAUUUCUUGAUAGAACCAUACUCAAAUCACGUGAUCCUCCCAAAGUAGAGUUCCAACACCAUGAAUUUGAUGAAAUUGAAGAUUUAUCAAACACAGAAAAAAUCUACGAAGGAGAAAACAUUAUCCACAAAUCCUUCCUUUUUAAUCCUGAGAAGCUUGAUUCACUCAAGAAAAAAGCCACCGAAGACGGAGUUUUGAAAAAAUGUUCAACUUUUGAAGCACUCUCAGCUUUUGUAUGGAGAACUAGAACUUCAGCUUUAAAAAUGCAUCCUAAUCAACAAACAAAGUUACUCUUUGCAGUUGAUGGAAGGCCAAGAUUCAUUCCCCCAAUUCCAAAGGGAUAUUUUGGUAAUGCUAUUGUGCUAACAAAUUCUUUGUGUAAAGCAAAUGAACUAUUGGAGAAUCCUUUUUCAUUUUCAGUUGGCUUGGUUCACAAGGCAAUUGAUAUGGUUACAGAUAGUUAUAUGAGAUCUGCUAUUGAUUAUUUUGAAGUUACAAGAGCUAGGCCUUCUUUAACAGGCACACUUUUGAUUACAACUUGGACUAAAUUGUCUUUUGACACUACUGAUUUUGGUUGGGGUGAACCUCUAUGUUCUGGUCCUGUUACAUUGCCAAAUACAGAAGUUAUUUUGUUCUUGUCACAUGGUCAAGGAAGGAAAGGUAUAAGUGUGCUACUUGGCUUGCCUGCUUCUGCUAUGGAACGUUUUGAAGAAUUGGUGAUGAUCGAAUGAAACUUCUAUAUUCAUAUACUAUACUGCAUUACAUAUAUACCUACAUUCUAUCAUUUAUGUGUAAAUGGCUUGCUGAGCUAUUGAAAUUUUUUCUUAUAUUUGUGCUAAAUGUGUUAAGUAUAUAUAAUAAAUUUUAUGUAAUGUUACAUUUGUUUCGUACUA